CGUGUGGCGUCACGGGCCGUGACGGCGGCGGGAGGGGCCGGGCGGAGCGGGGGCCGCGAUGGCGCCGCGGCUGCAGUUGGAGAAGGCGGCCUGGCGCUGGACCGAGACGGUGCCGCCCGAGGCGGUGACGCAGGAGCACAUCGAGGCGGCCUACCGCGUCGGGCUGGAGCCCUGCCAGCGCGGCACCUGCCGGAGGAACUGCCGGGGGAACCCCAACUGCCUGGUGGGCAUCGGGGAGCACGUCUGGCUGGGCGAGAUCGACGAGAACAGCUUCCACAACAUUGAUGAUCCCAACUGUGAGCGACGCAAGAAGAACGCAUUUGUGGGCUUAACGAACCUCGGCGCCACGUGCUACGUGAACACUUUCUUGCAGAUGUGGUUUCUUAAUCUAGAGCUGCGGCAAGCCCUCUACUUAUGUUCGAGCAGUGAGCACACAGCUGGGGAGAGCAUCCCCAAAGACAAAGACUAUGAGCCUCAGACCAUUUGUGAGCAUCUCCAGUACUUGUUUGCCUUGCUGCAGAACAGCAAAAGGCGAUACAUCGAUCCCUCUGGGUUUGUCAAAGCGCUGGGCUUGGAUACAGGCCAGCAGCAGGAUGCCCAGGAAUUUUCCAAGCUGUUCAUGUCGCUGCUGGAAGAUACUUUAUCCAAACAAAAAAAUCCAGAUGUUCGAAACAUUGUUCAGAAGCAGUUCUGUGGGGAGUACGCCUAUGUCACAGUUUGCAACCAGUGCGGUAGGGAGUCCAAACUCGUGUCUAAGUUUUAUGAGCUGGAGUUAAAUAUCCAAGGGCACAAGCAGCUGACAGACUGCAUAACAGAGUUUCUCAAGGAAGAAAAAUUAGAAGGGGACAAUCGUUAUUUUUGCGAAACUUGUCAGAGUAAGCAGAAUGCCACAAGGAAGAUCAGGCUGCUAAGUCUUCCAUGCACACUCAACUUGCAGCUGAUGCGUUUCGUGUUUGACAGACAAACUGGCCAUAAGAAAAAGCUGAACACCUACAUUGGCUUCUCCGAGCUGCUUGACAUGGAACCUUUUAUGGAAAAAAAAAAUGGUGUCUAUGUGUAUGAACUGAGUGCUGUGCUCAUACACCGAGGUGUGAGUGCGUACUCGGGGCACUACAUUGCCCACGUGAAAGACCCACAGACAGGAGAGUGGUACAAAUUCAAUGAUGAAGACAUUGAGAAGAUGGAGGGGAAGAAACUGCAGCUGGGGAUUGAGGAAGAUCUAGCGGAGCCUUCAAAAUCUCAGACCCGUAAACCUAAAUGUGGGAAAGGGACUCACUGCUCACGCAACGCUUACAUGCUGGUGUACAGGCUGCAGACCCGGGAGAAGUCACUGACAGUGGAAGUACCAGCUUUCCUGCAGGAGCUGGUGGAGCGCGAUAACUGCAAGUUUGAGGAGUGGUGCAAUGAAAUGGCCGAGAUGCGCAAACAGAGCGUGGCCAGGGGCAAAAUCAAGCACGAAGAGGUGAAGGAGCUCUACCAAAGGUUACCUGCUGAAGCUGGUUCCCCGUACGACUUCAUCUCUCUUGAAUGGUUGCAGAAGUGGCUGGAUGAGUCCACCCCUCCCAAACCCAUAGACAACACAGCCUGCCUGUGCUCGCACGGGAAGCUGCAUCCAGACAAGAUAUGCAUAAUGAAAAGGAUAUCGGAGUACGUGGCUGACUUCUUCUACAGGAGAUACGGCGGGGGACCCAGGCUGAACGUCAAAGCACUUUGCAAGGAUUGUGUGGUAGAAAGAUGUCGAAUCCUGCGUCUGAAAAACCAGCUAAACGAAGACUACAAAACUGUAACCAGCUUGCUGAAGAUAACAGUCAAGGGGAGCGAUGGGUUUUGGGUUGGAAAGGCGUCCUUGCGGAGCUGGCGUCAGUUGGCUCUGGAGCAAUUAAAUGAGCAAGACGAAGACGCAGAGCACAGCAAUGGGAAACUGAAUGGAAACACACCAAACAAAGAUGAAGCGAACGAGGAAAAGAGAGAGGAGGAAGAAGAGUUAAAUUUUAAUGAGGACAUUGUUUGCCCACAUGGUGACCUGUGCAUAUCCGAGAACGAGAGGAGGGUGGUGUCAAAGGAAGCCUGGAAGAAGCUCAAGCAAUAUUUCCCAAAGGCCCCUGAGUUCCCAAAUAACAAAGAAUGCUGUUCCCAAUGCAAGCUGCUAGGAACUGAAGCACCAACCUGUUUUGGACAGAUUUUGGAGCGCGAAGGAGAAGAAAACGAAGCUCUGCACAAGAUGAUGGCCAGUGAGCAGAAGAUGUCCCUACAGAACUUGUUCCACGACAAAUGUCGACCUUGCCUGGGCAGCUGGCCACAGGAGACAGACGAGCUGUAUAUCGUCUCACAGUUCUUUGUAGAAGAGUGGAGGAAAUUUGUCAGGAGGCCGACGCGGUGCAGCCCCGUUUCCUCCCUGGGGAACAGCGCUCUGCUCUGCCCCCACGGGGGCCUCAUGUUCACCUAUGCUUCCAUGACCAAAGAAGACUCCAAGCUUAUAGCUCUAAUAUGGCCCAGCGAGUGGGAGAGGAUUCAGAAACUCUUUGUGGUGGAUCACGUCAUCAAAAUCACCCGCACGCGAGCUGCUGGGGAGCCAGAGAGUGCACUGUACAGCUCCGAGCCCCAACUCUGUCCAGAGUGCAGAGAAGGGCUGUUAUGCCAACAGCAGCGGGACUUGCGUGAGUACACCCAAGCAACCAUCUACAUCCAUAAAGUGGUGGAUAAUAAAAAGGUAAUGAAGGACGCUGCUCCAGAGCUGAACGUGAGCAGCUCAGAAGCUGAAGAGGAAAGGGAGGAAAACAAGCCAGAGGGGGAGCAAGACCCAGAUUUUAACCAGAGCAACGGUGGCACGAAGCGCCAGAAGCUUUCACACCAGAGCUACAUCUCCUACCAAAAGCAAGGCAUCCGGCGAAGCACCCGGCACCGGAAGGUCAGAGGAGAAAAAGCACUGCUUGUUUCUGCUAACCAGACAUUGAAAGAGCUGAAAAUACAGAUCAUGCAUGCAUUUUCAGUUGCUCCCUUCGACCAGAACUUGUCCAUCGAUGGUAAGAUCCUGAGUGACGACACAGCGACGCUCGGCAGCCUGGGCAUCAUCCCUGAGUCUGUCAUCCUGCUCAAGGCUGAUGAACCGAUUGCAGAUUAUGCAGCGAUGGACGAUGUGAUGCAAGUUUGUAUGCCUGAAGAAGGAUUUAAAGCGCUGUAAUUGUGGUGGUUGUCUCCUUGCUCCCAGGGACGGGCUUACUCGGACACUGAUGGCUUUACAAGCACUGGCAGACCAGAAGGGAAGAGGAUUUGACAUGGUAGGGCAUUUAGAAAAAAAGGUGGAUACGGGACUGAGCUCUUGACUCUUCAGAAGGCAGAAACCCAUUCUGAAAUGACUGCCCCCAAAAUGCCUUAUGUCAAAGCAGAUUGCACUGAAGGACACAUCCUGACUUCAAGAGAACGUUCCCCAUUUUAUAUUUAAUAAAGCAGCAGUAGGGUUGGACAGUGUAGCAGCAGAGGCAGCCUGUGCCCCAUUCAGGCAGAUGUUUCAAGCAGGGGAGGCGGGGGCAUCGUCUGUCCCCAAAGGAGUUGUGAUGCAGUAGAUCAAAACCAUCUUGAUCUGUUCUCCGGUAACAAUUUAGGCGUAACCUGCUUCCAGAUAAUCCUCUCUUUGAUCUGCUAUUCCUCUUUCAGUACAGCAUGAAAGUAAAGAAAUUAUUCGUUGUGAGGAAUGUCUUCAUCCAUUUCCCUGCAAUGGGAGCCCUGUGCUCCCAGGGCUGGGCUGCCCUCAUUGCACCACUCGCCUUCGCAGCUUCACUUCCAGCCGUGAGCGCUCCCAGUAGCCGCACGGUCCCUCUCUCUGUGAACUGUGUUUUUAGAAACGUGGGCUGUUUUAAUGACUUUUGAUACCAUCUUUCUCUGGUCCGUUACUGCCAGGAGCGCUCUGUGCCCGUCUCUUUGGAUCCGUGGGGCCGCGUGGGCCCCUGGCGAGAGGUUUUUCCCUGUUCUCGUUUUCAGGAAUGCACUAAUUAAUUUUUGUACAUCUCCAGCUCCUAGGAAGGAUCUCUCCCUUUCCCCAGUUGUGUGUUUGUAGCAGGGGCCAGUGAGGGGGCCAAAAAAAAAAAAAAAAAAGGGGCACUGUUGAGGUAUCUUCAUAAUAAAGUUAGACGUUUCCUGUUC
Coturnix japonica (Japanese quail) is the source of this 4140-nucleotide messenger RNA. It is a transcript of the gene USP48, whose product is annotated as ubiquitin specific peptidase 48. Gene Ontology annotation, biological process: protein deubiquitination. Lineage: Eukaryota; Metazoa; Chordata; Aves; Galliformes; Phasianidae. The record is from RefSeq and is a predicted model, not a curated record. Gene Ontology annotation, molecular function: cysteine-type endopeptidase activity; protein binding; cysteine-type deubiquitinase activity. Gene Ontology annotation, cellular component: cytosol; nucleus.